AUGGAGUCGAAAUACGAAGGGUCGAGCGUGAUUUUGAAAUUGAUGGGACUUGAUAAAGUGGCUUCCCGAUAUGAAACUGUUAGAGAUAGACCGAAAGUUUUGUCGGAGGAUUAUUUGCAGAAAGUUGCUUCAAUUGGUGUCAGGAAGAAGCGUUUGUCUUGUCAGCGUGGUUCUUUAGAAAUGAGUACUGAUGAAAAGGACGGUUCUGACGAUGUUAUGGUGGUGGUUGAAACAUUAGUAAGGAGAGAAAAGAAUCAUAACUCGUCGAAAGGAAAUGGAAAAGAGAAUUUAUUGCUGUUUCGAACUAAGGUAGAAGAUGUGGUGCCACAGAAAACGAGUGUGAAAUCUGAGCAGGGAAAUUUGCUGCCUCGACAGAAAAUGUAUAAUUUGUCGCGAAGUGUUGUCCAUGGAAAAGAUGGAUUGCGUGAAGCAUUUCGGUUUUCGAAAUUUCAAUUGGAUCGGAAGGAUUUAACUUUUGACUCGAGAAUUUCUGUUUCGAAAGCAAAUCCUGAAAAGGAAGGAAAUGGUAAGAUUAAAAGCAACAUUAGAUCUAAGGUUGGGUUUGGUUAUAGCUUUUCCAGAAAAGUGCCAAUGACAAAACGUCUUGCUGAUGAUUCUGGAACUGUGACUAAGGAUGACUUGUUUCAGAAAUAUUGGGGUUUAAGUAAGAAUGUAUCCGCAAAUCGAUCAACCGAGAAGUCAGAAGAUAUGAACUUAAAGUUGAAGAAGAGAUGUUAUGGAAAUGAUUUGUUCGAAAAGGAGCCAAUGAUUUCUCAAUUGUCAAGCUCUGAUCCUUUUCCUGGUUUCGUAGACAAUCAAAUCUCGCAGCAGACAUGCUUAAUGAACGAAGAUGUGAAGAACAAUGAAGACAGUAACAUGUCUAAGAAAAUUGCCUUCUCUCUUGAUUCAUCAGUGGAUUUCUCACUGUCAGAUGUGAAGACUAAGGUUGUUGGUUGGUCUGAUAAUAAUCCAUCCAUGAAGCAAUCUGAAUCAAUGGCAUCUGUAACGAUGCACGGAGACCGUGAUUAUUUAAGUCAUGCUUCAAAGCAACAGGAGAUAUUGGAAUUUCACGAAGACUUUGUGUAUUCGCUUACCACCGGGGCUGAUGCAGAUCAUGUCGGUAACUUCCAUGAGGGAUAUGAACCUAGUCCAAUUUCAGUUUUGGAUUCGACAUUUAGCGAAGACAUUUCAGUUAUAUCUGAAUGCAGUGUUGCUGGUGUAUGUGAUUCCUCUGAAGCGGAUGAUGAAGAACUUGAUUUGAAUGUUUCAAGCGAUGAAGAUUGCGGCAUAGAGCCUAUAGGAAAAUUUGAAAAGAAGAGAGAUAUAGUAGGCUUAUCUAGAACAGAAGAAAGUAGAGACUUCUCCUAUGUUGUCGAGGUCUUAACCGAAGCAGAAAAGAAAUUCGGCGAGCAGCAGCUUUGGAAAAGAUCUGAAAGGCGGCUUCUUUUCGAUCGUAUUAAUUUAGGUUUGUCAGAUAUUCUACAUCCAUAUUUAUACGUUCCAAUGUGGGAAACGCCUGUGUCAAGAAGAUUGAAUACUGAAUUGAGACAGGAUAUGAUUGAGGACAAGAUGUGGGGAUUGCUUGUUUCGCAAGAAAAGAAAGCUGGUAAGGAGUCAAUAGACGAUAUGCUUGGAGGGGAAAUUCGGUGGAUAGAAUUAGUUGAAGAUAUUGAAGGUUUUGUUAGAGAGGUAGUUAAUGUGUUAAUAGAGGAGCUUGUAGAUGAUAUAGUUAGGUUAGAGAAUUUUUGA
Messenger RNA from Vicia faba (fava bean), 1749 nucleotides. NCBI's taxonomy places the organism in Eukaryota, Viridiplantae, Streptophyta, Magnoliopsida, Fabales, Fabaceae. The record is from the annotation of a GenBank genome assembly.